This is a messenger RNA of Necator americanus (New World hookworm), 270 nucleotides long. RefSeq lists its product as uncharacterized. Lineage: Eukaryota; Metazoa; Nematoda; Chromadorea; Rhabditida; Ancylostomatidae. The record is from RefSeq and is a predicted model, not a curated record. The coding region runs from base 1 to 270 and encodes 89 amino acids. The transcript has a single exon.
AUGGAGUUUGAAAAGACGUGGGAGGACAAGAACCCGCAGAAAGCCUGUGCUUUACUAAAACAUUAUAGCGGCAAAAUGAGAAGAUGUUCUCCUGUCCUCAACGCUGCUAAUGGAGUAGCUAUUGGUGAAGCAACGCUUCCAAUUUGGAGGGAACACUUCAAAACCUUGCUGAGCCGGCAAGCACCGUCAGCUCCUGAACUCGAGUACGUUCAUAGGCCGAAAUAUGUCGUUAACGAGGAGCCACCGAUCGAGUCGAAGGUUCUAGUGUGA